CUGCGGAGGAGGCAGGAAGGGCAAAUCAAUUCGGUGUUGGUGAAAGGGGACAUUUUCGUCGGAAUUUCCUGGAAAAAUGUAUGACCAACUGUAGAUAAGGAUAGAGUAGUUUAUCAGAGAGACACAGAAGCUACAAACUUGAUGAAUUUAACGAGAGGAGGCGAGGUCUGCUUUGUUUAGAGAGCGGAUUGCAGCCUGACACAGUGGGGAGGUAUGGAACACAGCAACGACGACGUCACUACGGACAUUUCUGAAGGGUGUGCCUCAUCGCAGACAAAGAAGCGACAGGGACGAGAAUGCUGUGUCAUUGGUUGCUCCAGUGUGCAGAAUGAUAUAGAAGGAAAACCAACCGGAUUACAUUUUUUUCGGUUUCCUCAGGAUGAGAUCAGAAAGAUGCAAUGGUGUAAGAGUAUAAAUCGAGAAGAUGGACGAGAUGGUUUCAACAUGACACCCAGUACUAUGCUUUGUGAGCUACAUUUCAAAAAAGACGACAUCCGAAGAACGCCAUAUGGAGCUAAUCGAUAUAUUCUGAAAAAAGGCAUCUUCAAACAAGACAACUCAACACUUGAUUUGCAGUCCGAAUGCCUGAACAGAAUGAAUCAACUUAGAAAAGAAGGUCUUUUUUGCGAUGUGAAUAUCGACAUAAAUGGUAAAAUAAUUAAAGCUCACAAAAUAGUGCUAUCAGCUUCUAGCCAAGUACUGCAGCAAUUAUUCACCAACAACUCUGUACUGCUGGGUGAAGAAAUGUUUACAGAUGAUACUGCAGAUGCUUUGGAGACUGUCAUUGAGUUUAUAUAUACUGGGAAAUGCAGUCUAACCAAGGAUAAUGUGACUAAUGUUUUAGGUAUUGCACAGAGAUUUCAUCUUAAAAAACUUGAGGAGAAAUGCAUAUUAAUUUUUAAGGAAAAAAUGAAUUUUGAUGAUAAAGAACAGAAGCAGAAAUUAUCUGAUUUAGAGAUGGAUUUCCGUGGCAUUAUAAAUGAUUGUGACGCUGUAGAGUAUUUUCCUGAAAACCGCAUCAGAGAACAGAUGUACUUUAACGAAGACAUUUUGGACAAAUCGUAUCUAAUAUCCCAGGAAUACAUAGUCAGUGAUAACGACGAGCAAAUUUGUGAAAAUUCCAUGAGAGAAAAAGAAGAUAAUUUCAACCAGUCGCUCAAUAUCAGUGAGAACUCAAAUUGUUCUGAGCAAAGCAGCACUGCUUGUCUGAGGCAGCUGUUAACAAAGAAUGUACCCGGUCUUUGUCAUGGCAGCGAGAAAACAAGCACGGACGAUGGAAAAAUUCAUCAUCUUGGCAAUUGGAAAAUCAAACAAGAAAAUGAGAAUGCUGGAAUACUUGACGAUGAGUAUCAACGUCAGUGGUUGAAUCUAGACUUUGAAGAUGCUAGUGCUUCGUCUGUGUUGGAGCACAAUGUGCUUAUGACAUCUGCAGUGUAUGAGGAGGACCUCCACGGAACUCUGUUCCUUUGUAUUGAAUGUGGUAAAAGUUUCCCAUCAAAAAGAAGACUUUUAAAGCAUGAAAAAUUACAUUCAAAAGAGAUGUUUGGAUGUCAUUUGUGUGGUCAGAUGUUCUCUUCUCAAAAUAUAUUCGAUGAACAUCUAUCUUCCAAGCAUGGAAUUACACAAGACAUUGUUGAGGGGGAUUGUAAUCCAUUGCCUGGCAUGAUGCGAUCAGUGAAGAUGGAGGUGAUUGACAUAGAUAAGCCGAGCAAAGACAAACUGCAUUUCUGCGCUGUGUGUGGGCGAGGUUUUGCAGAGAGGUAUCGGCUGAUGCGGCAUGAGAAAAUACAUACUGGCGAAAAACCAUACAAAUGUAGUAAUUGUGAUAAGGUGUUUUCUCGCAAGGAUAAUUUAGACAGACACUUUUUCGUCCAGCAUUUGAUACGAGACCGGGAAAUCAAAGCUGAAAAGACAGAGGUUACAGAGAAUGAUGAUAAAACAGCAGUGAAUAAUGUUGAGAUGAAAGAAAUUCCAGCUGUCGAGACUAUUGAAGAUACCAGUAGUAGUGAUAAAACAGACCUGUUAAAAAUGUUCACAAGUAAUGAUGUGGUUCAGAAAAAAAAGAGCCCAGUAAAACAAUCAAUGAGCAGUUAUUGUGUUGAUUGGUUUAUUGAAGGACAACCUACAAAGUCAAAACGGCAUGUUUGUGAAGUUUGCGGUAAAUCAUUCACAAAUAAGUAUCGGCUAGUGCGUCACCAAGUUAUACAUACGGGAGAACGGCCAUAUAAAUGUGAGAUAUGUCUUCGUAAAUUUACUAGAAAAGACCAUAUGGAGAGGCACAGAUUCCGACAACAUCCCAAUGGGGAACUUGGUGUUCCACGCAAAGGAAGAAAGCCGAAAGGUGAAUCAAGCAAACUCGACCUGAUCGACUACUCUUUUGAUUUUCAUAAAAACAUGAGUACAGAUCCAGUGGUUGAUCGUAGCGAAUCACAAUCACCAAAUGCAGUCGAUGGUGCUGUUAACUUCACGAAUGAGGAUAACGAUCCCGGUCCUGAAAAAUAUCGAUGUUAUCUUUGUGGGAUGAGCUUCAAGAACAAAGGCAACUUACGAAUUCAUAAUAAAAGUCACGCCUUUGUGGACUGUAAAAGUUGUAAGACUGUGUUCCUUGGAGCUGAGGAAUUAGCAGAACACCGAUGUGAAGAUUUUGCAUCUGGUAAGGUGCCGGGGCCAUCACUAUUACAUAAAUUUAAGUCUGAAAAUUGA
Molecule: messenger RNA, 2703 nt
Organism: Saccoglossus kowalevskii
Lineage: Eukaryota; Metazoa; Hemichordata; Enteropneusta; Harrimaniidae
Biological process (GO): regulation of transcription by RNA polymerase II
Cellular component (GO): nucleus
Molecular function (GO): protein binding; DNA-binding transcription factor activity, RNA polymerase II-specific
Source: RefSeq, a predicted model, not a curated record